Homalodisca vitripennis (glassy-winged sharpshooter) is the source of this 3255-nucleotide messenger RNA. Its product is annotated as coatomer subunit beta'-like. The record is from RefSeq and is a predicted model, not a curated record. Gene Ontology annotation, molecular function: structural molecule activity; protein binding. NCBI's taxonomy places the organism in Eukaryota, Metazoa, Arthropoda, Insecta, Hemiptera, Cicadellidae. Gene Ontology annotation, cellular component: COPI vesicle coat. Gene Ontology annotation, biological process: retrograde vesicle-mediated transport, Golgi to endoplasmic reticulum; intra-Golgi vesicle-mediated transport; endoplasmic reticulum to Golgi vesicle-mediated transport.
CAUUGGCACCGUGUACAUUUGGAAUAGUGUUUUGUGAUUAUAGUGACAGUGGUAGCUGCCGACCCAAAAGCCGCCACGUACGUCAUUGCCAUCUGAGAGUGAUUGACAACCAAAACUUAACUUAUUUAGUUUACUUCAGAAAUUUCAGAAUGCCGUUGCGCUUAGAUAUUAAACGCAAGCUGACGGCACGAUCAGAUCGUGUCAAAUGCGUUGACUUGCACCCGACAGAACCGUGGAUGUUGGCUUCACUGUACAAUGGAAAUGUUCACGUUUGGAAUCAUGAGUCUCAGCAACUUGUGAAGUCGUUUGAGGUGUGUGAUUUGCCCGUAAGAGCAGCUGUGUUUGUACCUCGCAAGAACUGGAUUGUGACCGGUUCAGAUGACAUGCAAGUUCGUGUCUUCAACUACAACACGCUGGAGAGAGCUCAUGCAUUUGAAGCUCACUCAGAUUAUGUCCGUUGCAUCGUGGUUCAUCCGACGCAGCCGUACAUUCUCACUAGCAGUGAUGACAUGCUGAUAAAGCUGUGGAAUUGGGAGAAACAGUGGUUGUGCCAGCAGGUGUUCGAAGGGCACACCCACUAUGUGAUGCAGAUAGUAAUCAAUACCAAAGACAACAAUACUUUGGCCAGUGCUUCACUCGAUAGAACAGUCAAGGUGUGGCAGCUUGGAUCUCCAACACCUAACUUCACCCUGGAGGGUCACGAGAAAGGUGUGAACUGUGUUGAUUAUUACCAUGGAGGAGACAAACCUUACCUCAUCUCUGGUGCCGACGAUAGAAUGGUGAAAAUCUGGGACUACCAGAACAAAACGUGUGUGCAGACACUUGAGGGACACGCGCAGAAUAUUUCAGCAGUUUGUUUCCACCCAGAGCUGCCGAUCGUGCUGACUGGCAGCGAAGAUGGCACAGUGAGGAUCUGGCACUCCGGCACGUACCGUCUUGAGUCAUCACUCAACUACGGCUUUGAGAGAGUGUGGACCAUUGCUUGUAUGCGUGGCUCCAACAAUGUAGCCUUAGGAUACGAUGAGGGCAGCAUCAUGGUGAAAGUAGGACGGGAGGAGCCGGCCGUGUCCAUGGAUGUCAACGGAGAGAAGAUCGUGUGGGCUCGCCACUCAGAGAUACAGCAGGCCAACCUGAAGGCCAUGCCGGAAGGUAUUGAGAUCAAGGAUGGGGAGAGGCUCCCGGUGGCAGUCAAGGACAUGGGCAGUUGUGAGAUCUAUCCCCAGACAAUCGCUCACAACCCGAAUGGCAGGUUUGUGGUGGUGUGUGGUGACGGAGAGUAUAUCAUUUAUACAGCAAUGGUGUUGCGAAACAAAGCGUUUGGAACCGCACACGAGUUUGUGUGGGCUCAAGACUCAUCUGAGUACGCAAUUCGAGAAGGCACCACCACUGUCAAGGUGUUCAAGAAUUUCAAGGAGAAAAAAUCGUUCAAACCUGAGUUUGGUGCUGAAGGUAUCUUCGGUGGCUUUCUCCUGGGCGUGAGAUCAGUAUCAGGUCUGGCUCUGUACGACUGGGACACCCUGGAGUUGGUCAGACGUAUCGAGAUACAGCCACGGCACGUCUACUGGUCGGAGAGCGGGGAGUUGGUAGCACUGGCCACGGACGACAGCUACUUUGUGCUGCGCUACGAUGCCGGUGCUGUACAGGCCGCUAGAGAGCAGGGCGGUGACGCUGUCACCCAGGACGGCAUAGAGGAAGCUUUCGAUGUGCUGGGGGAGGUACACGAGUCAGUGCGCACAGGAUUGUGGGUAGGUGACUGUUUCAUCUAUACCAACAGUGUGAACCGUAUAAACUACUACGUGGGAGGAGAGAUAGUGACAGUGUCACACUUGGACCGCACCAUGUACUUGCUGGGUUACGUAGCCAAGGAUAACCGGCUCUACCUGGGCGACAAAGAGCUCAACAUCGUCUCCUACAGUCUUCUUCUGUCAGUAUUAGAGUAUCAAACAGCUGUAAUGAGAGGAGACUUUGAGACCGCUGACAAAGUCCUACCAACUGUUCCCACCCAAUAUCGCACCAGAGUGGCUCAUUUCUUGGAAAAACAAGGCUUCAAGCAACAGGCGUUGGCAGUCUCAACAGACCCUGAGCACAGGUUUGAGCUGGCUCUACAGCUGGGGGAGCUGGAGGUAGCGACAACGCUAGCGCGUGAGGCGGGGCACACACAGAAGUGGCGACAGCUAGCUGAGCUGGCCACCACCAAGGGUGAGCUCGGACUGGCACAGGAGUGUCUCCACCAGGCUCAGGACUUCGGUGGCCUUCUGCUGCUGGCUACCUCUGCCGGAAACGCUGACAUGGUGCGUAAGUUAGGAGACAGUGCAGAGUCCACAGGCAAAAAUAACAUUGCUUUCCUCUCAUUCCUUUUGCUCGGGGAACUGGACAAGUGUCUGCAGAUUCUCAUUGACACAGAUCGCUUACCUGAAGCAGCUUUCUUCGCAAGAACGUACCUGCCGAGCCAGAUCUCACGAGUGGUGGGACUGUGGCGAGAGUCCCUCUCCAAGGUCAGCGAGAAGGCGGGCCAGUCCCUGGCAGAUCCCAAGGACUAUGAGAACUUGUUCCCAGGUCUCACAGAGGCUUUUAAGACCGAACAAUACUUGGAGCCUGAGAGACGCAGUCAACUGCCCGCCUCCGCUUACAUUAACAUUCCGGCUAACCACGAAAGAAAUGCUGUUGAGGAGAUGAAGACAGCGGAAGUGAGCGGCAGAUUUCACUACAGACCUCCAGGAGUUGCACCAGAAGACCACUUACUGACAGGAGCAGGAGAUGAGGAACAUUCCACGCACACAAUACCACAAGCGGACAACUUGGCGGCGUACUCGUACGUCCUGCCUCCCACCCAGCUACCUGCUGCUGCCACUGCCCAGUCUGCGUCCGCGCCCCCACCUGUCACCUCCCAGGAGGAUGACGACUUGGACCUUGAUCUAGACAACAUGAACCUUGACGAUAUCGACACGUCGUUCGACUCAUGGUACGAACCUCCGAUGCCUGAGCUCGAACCAGAAGUGAAAGCUCCUCCAACAACUGUGCCCGACGUUACUGAGCAAACAGAUCUGAAACCAUUACUCGAACCUGUACCAGGUCAGGAUGAAAUUGAUUUGGAUUUGGAUAGUAUGAACUUUGAUGAACUAGAUGCUACAGACUUAAAUUUGGAAGAUGAGGAUGAUUUAAUUGAUUGAGUACUUCAGUAUUCAAGAGUUAUGUAAUUAUUUAAAUUUAUUGUUAAAUUACAUUUAUAAAAAUAUACAACAUUAUACACUGUAA